AUGGCAGCCGGCGGAAGAUGCGGGGAAACAGUGGAUCAGUACCGCGCCGAGGUGGAGCGGCUCACCCGAGAACUCGCCGAAGCAAACCGGGAGAAGAUACGGGCAGCGGAAUGCGGUCUGGUGGUGCUGGAAGAAAAUCAGACUUUAAAGCAGCAAUACGCAGACCUGGAAUCUGAACAGGAGGCGCUGAGACAGGAGCUUGAAAGGCUUCAAGAGGCAUUUGGGCAGGCAUAUUCUAACCAGCGCAAGGUAGCAGAGGAUGGUGAGACCAAUGAGGAGACGCUGCUGCAGGAGUCUGCUUCGAAGGAGGCCUACUACAUGGGCCGCCUGCUGGAGCUCCAGACAGAGCUCAAACUCAGCCGGUCCGUGGCCUCCAACGCCCAGGCUGAGAGUGAGCGCCUUGGCGCCCUGGUGCAGGAGCUCAAAGAGAGUAAUGAAAUUUUGGAGCAACAGAGAAGCAGGAUGAGAGAGGAAAUAAAGGAGUAUAAAUUCAGAGAAGCCAGAACGUUGCAAGACUACACUGAGCUGGAAGAGGAAAACAUCACCCUGCAGAAACUUGUGUCCACUCUCAAACAAAAUCAGGUGGAGUAUGAGGGUCUGAAACAUGAGAUCAAGGUGCUAGAAGAAGAGACAGUGUUGCUGAACAGCCAGUUAGAAGACGCAUUACGUUUGAAGGAAAUCUCAGAAGGCCAGUUGGAGGAGGCUCUGGAUGCACUAAAGAGUGAACGCGAGCAAAAGAACAGUUUGCGUAAAGAGCUGGCCCAUCACCUCAGCCUAAGUGACAGUGUCUAUGGAGCCAGCACUCACCUGACGCUCUCUGCCGUAGAAGGGCUCAAGUUCCCAGAGGAGCCCAGCACCAAUGGCACUGCCACCUCUGGGAGCAGCCCCAUUAAUGAGGACAGUAACCGGUGCAAUGGACAUAUGCACGGGGCAAAGAUGAAUGGAGAGUAUCAUCGACCUCCGGGAAGGAAGGGCGAGGCGCUACAUCCAGUCUCUGACCUAUUCAGCGAGCUCAACCUGUCUGAGAUCCAGAAACUGAAACAGCAACUGCUACAGGUGGAACGUGAGAAGGCGGCCCUGUUAACUAACCUGCAGGAAUCUCAGACACAACUGCAGCAUACACAAGGUGCACUGACUGAGCAGCACAAGCGUGUGCACCGCCUCACUGAGCGUGUUAAUGCCAUGAAGCGCCUCCAUAGCGACAAGGAAUUGGAUGCAGAGGAGACGGAGAAGGGUAAUGACUCCUUGUCUGAGAUGGAAAUAAAUGGGAUUGAGAUCCUAGAAUGUAAGUAUAAGGUGGCUGUGACUGAGGUCAUUGACCUGAAGGCAGAGCUCAAGGCCCUGAAAGAGAAGUACAAUCAGUCUGUGGAGAGUCAGUCAGAGGAGCGUAGCCACAGUGAGGGAAAGCUUCAUGCACUUACUGAACAGGUAACAAGUUUGGAGCGCACCUGCCGUGAGGCCCGUGAAAGAGUCAGCAGUCUGGAGUCCGAGUUGCGGAGUGUGUCUGGCAUGGCCAGCGAGAGUCACAGCAUGCUAAACGCAGCUCAAGAUGAGCUGGUGACAUUCAGUGAGGAGCUGGCCCAACUCUAUCACCACGUUUGCCUGUGCAAUAAUGAGACACCAAACCGCGUCAUGCUGGACUACUACCGGCAGAGCCGUGUCACACGUAGUGGCAGCCUCAAAGGUCCAGAGGAUCCACGCGCCCUUCUGUCACCACGUCUUGCUCGUCGCCUUGCUGCCAUCAACUCAUCUGAGAACUCCAGGAGCCCCCAAGACUCUCCCUCAAAGGAGCCUCUAGGAGAAGCGGUUAAAGGUGAGGCAGGGAGCCAACAAAGUCCAACUCGGACUCCCUCUGGCUCUCCAGUGAUUAGCAGCUCACCAUCCUCUUCCCCAGUACCAGAUACAGGAGGAGACCUUCGUAAGGAGCCCAUGAACAUCUACAACUUAAAUGCCAUCAUCCGUGACCAGAUUAAACACCUCCAGAAGGCUGUGGACCGCUCACUCCAGCUCUCUAGACAGAGGGCUGCAGCACAGGAACUAGCACCCAUCUUGGACAAGGACAAGGAGGCUUGCAUGGAAGAGAUCCUAAAGCUCAAGUCUCUUUUGAGCACAAAGAGAGAACAGAUCGCGACACUACGCCUUGUCCUGAAAGCUAAUAAACAGACUGCCGAGGUUGCUCUGGCUAACCUUAAGAGUAAAUAUGAGAACGAGAAGUCCAUGGUGACAGAGACCAUGAUGAAACUGAGGAACGAGCUGAAAGCUCUUAAGGAGGAUGCUGCCACGUUCUCUUCUCUGAGAGCCAUGUUCGCCACCAGGUGUGAUGAGUAUGUGACUCAGUUGGAUGAGAUGCAAAGGCAGUUGGCUGCUGCUGAGGAUGAAAAGAAGACUCUGAACUCCCUGCUGCGCAUGGCCAUCCAACAGAAGCUAGCACUAACCCAGCGCCUGGAGGACCUUGAGUUUGACCAUGAGCAGUCGCACCGUGGCCGUGGUGGAAAGGUGCCCAAGAUUAAGAGCAGCCCUCCCAAAAUUGUCAGCAGCCUGCUGCCUCAAUGCCGCCACUCUCCCCACAACUAA
Molecule: messenger RNA, 2574 nt
Organism: Chanos chanos (milkfish)
Lineage: Eukaryota; Metazoa; Chordata; Actinopteri; Gonorynchiformes; Chanidae
Gene: bicd1a
Product: bicaudal D homolog 1a
Exons: 8
Coding region: 1-2574 (857 amino acids)
Biological process (GO): protein localization to organelle; microtubule anchoring at microtubule organizing center; regulation of microtubule cytoskeleton organization
Cellular component (GO): Golgi apparatus; cytosol
Molecular function (GO): cytoskeletal adaptor activity; dynein complex binding; dynein intermediate chain binding
Source: RefSeq, a predicted model, not a curated record